Molecule: messenger RNA, 1602 nt
Organism: Hypoxylon fragiforme
Lineage: Eukaryota; Fungi; Ascomycota; Sordariomycetes; Xylariales; Hypoxylaceae
Exons: 2
Coding region: 1-1602 (533 amino acids)
Source: RefSeq, a predicted model, not a curated record
AUGGCGUACAAGGGUGAGGAAGACCAGGCUUCGUCCGUCGAUGGCAAGCACUCGGAGCUUCUAUACAAGUCUCUUGAUCAAUACAACAAGGAACAAAAAAAGAGGAAGCGCCCUUCGAUAAUUCUCGGCGCUCUUAUACUUCUUUUCCUAGCGUCCUCCGGGGGCAUCAUUCUUGCGGUGGUGUUGAUGAUACAGCCGGUGGAGAUUCAAGCCGCAUGUAUCGCACGAGACCUCAUACUAUUCGCCGCUGCGAUAGCUCUAUUCUACAUCUGCAUCCAUAUCAGAGGAGCGAGGAAGAACUUUAGGAGAAGAGGCCCCGGGCCACCACAGAUCUAUGGCGACUACCUUCAUGCCAGCGCGCUGCUCGUCGCACGACUCGGUAUCGCCGUUUGGGUGGCUGCUCUCGUCGCCACGUGCGUCAUGAUUGCCAAGGCGGCCCCUUUGCCGGGCCUUGCUGGAACAGCGCCGUAUCUGGAUCUGGUGAUAUGCAUUGGUGCCAUACCAUCGUUCAUCACGAUAUCCGCCUCGAUCGAAAGCAACCCCACGCCUUUCGCGACCACAGGGUUAACUAGAAGCGCCCUACUGACCCAACGCGGUAGUGCCCGCUUCACCGGCGACUUCGGACCAGACCUAAGCGUUUCUCGUCGAGCCUCGUUGCAGCGAAAGGAGAGCAACAGCGGCUCUAUUUUAACACUACCGACGGCAGAGAUCUUCCGGCUGGGAGAGCCCAAGCCAGCCGGACCCCGGGCCCAGAGUAGUGCAGGACCCCUUACGGUAACGACCAACGACUUGUCCUACGACGACGAUAAAACAGAGCUCAUGGCGAACUCUCCCGUCGCGACAAUGCACAACAUAUCCCCAGUCCGAGGCGCCAGACUCUCGUCGUCUGCAACAGCGCCACCCAUGCCGAAGCUACCGCCCUCGUUCUCCAGGUCCCCUCCACGACCAGCGUAUAACCCCGGGGGGUGGCCCAGCGAAUGGAACAACAACAACAACAACAACAACAACAACAACAACAACGCAGCCGAGCAACUGCAAGUCCCGCCGAUGGCCCGCACACCCUCCCGAGACCGCGCGCGGAAAGCCCAGUCCGAAUACAUCUCCCCCCCACCUUCCUCCCACUCUUCCAACUCCGCCCAUUCGUCGAGGGCUAGCACGGGACACCGCGUGACCCCCAGCACCAGCAUCGCCAGCAGCGCGCAGCGCUCCCGGCUGUCGACCGUCCGGUACGCGGCGGAGCCGGAGGUCGCGGUUCGCCAGGAGAUAAGGGUCAUCAGGAACCCGAAUUACGUGCCGCCGAGCGUGGUUGAUGUCCCGGAUGAGACUGCGGAUCACCCGCACCACCACCAUGACAACAGCAACAACAACAACGACGCUAGUAACAGCAAUAAUGGCGGUGGUAACGGUAGUAGCACGACAGACAUCCGACCGCCAGAGCCAGCCGCCACACUACACCCCCUGCGCAUGGAGCCGCCAAUGCGGCUGCAGCGCCGGCCGUCGAAUUUCUCGCGUCCGAUACCCCCGACGCGGGGGUCGGAGGCGGAUUCGGGCGUCGAGAUGAGGAUGUCGGAGGAGGGAGGCCUUAGGCCGCCGAGGAGAUGA